GUCAACGGACACGAAUACACUCUGAUCUUAGGAAGGUGACUCAAAAUCAAGUGUAUCGAUCGAUAGCGAGGUCUGCGUUCCAGCCAUGCUACAUGCAAUUGCCGUUCGCAUUGCCGUCCGCGAGUCCGGAGAUAAGCUUGGUGUUCAGGGUCCAGUCCGAGUAGCAUCACCUUUCGUCAUAGUUUGCGACAGCUGUGCAAGCGUCACGAUUAUGGCGUGGAUCCGAGAGUACCGGUGAUACAUGGCUAAGCGCAAUCUCGACGCCUCUCCUUGAUUCAAAAGACAGAGAAGCUCCUUCAUUCCCUUCAAAAUCCAUAAUCGAGUUCCUUCCCCAAUUGCUCCGAAGUGGUACCUGACUGGCCACUUGCAUCAUGGACCCUGUAAAUCCCAACCAAAAGGCCCGAACCACGCAGCAGUACGCAUUGUUUCAGCGAAAGAACUUUUGGAAGUCUAACGAGGGCGAAGUACCAGUGUUCAACACAGAACCGGGCAAACUCGAAGAAUUAGCAAAAGAGAAACUCAGCCAAGGUGGCUGGUUCUACGCGUCUUCAAAUGCCGGCCAAUCGCACACCCAUACCGUAAACAGACAAGCGUUCUACCGACAUCGAAUUAUUCCGCGUAUGCUGGUAGAUACCAACCAGCGCGACACUGCGACCGAGAUUUUUGGACACAAAGUUCCUGCGCCGAUUGGAUUUGCGCCUGUUGGUAUCAAUAAGAUCUACAACCCAGAGGGCGAGCUACCCGUAGCAAGAGCCGCGGGCGCUUUGGGACUCCCUUACUGUCUCUCGACAGCAGGCUCACAGAGCAUAGAGGACGUAGGCCGUGCCAACGAUGAGGGUGUGAGGAAAGGACAAGGCGACACAGGCACCGCUGCCGGUGGCGGCGAGAAGGGGGUGAGAUUCUUCCAGCUCUACAUGCCGCACGAUGACGAGCUUACUCGAUCGCUCCUCCAACGUGCGGUGGACAGCGGCUUCACAGCCUGCAUCCUAACGCUUGACACUUGGCAGCUUGGAUGGCGACACGACGAUGUCGCAAAUUCAAAUUACGCCUUCUACCAUGGGCUUGGUGCAGAUCUGGGCCUUACAGACCCCGUCUUCCAGAAAAGGCUCAAGGAAAAGGGCAUUGACCCCAAGACACAGCCCAACGAAGUUGGUGCGCUUUGGAUCGAUAACGUAUGGCAUGGACGCGCGCAUACGUGGGAGAAGGCUGUCUGGGCGAUGAAACUAUGGAAGGAGCUUAGUGGUGGCAAGCCGUUCUCUCUGAAGGGUAUCCAGAGUGUGGACGAUGCGAAGAAGGCUGUUGAUCUGGGCUUCGAUGGCAUCGUAGUCAGCAACCACGCUGGAAGACAAGUCGACGGCGCAGUUGCAAGUCUUGACGCUCUUGAGAAGAUCGUUGAUGCUGUUGGCGACAAAAUUUACAUCAUGUUCGACUCUGGCGUCCGUUCCGCAUCCGACGUCUUCAAAGCGCUCGCUCUGGGCGCGAAAUUCGUAUUCGUUGGCCGUCUGUGGAUCUGGGGCCUUUCGAUCAUGGGCGAGACGGGAGUUGACCAUGUUAUGCGCGGUCUCCUAGCUGACCUUGACAUCUUGAUGAAUGUUGGAGGGUUCAAGCACGUCGGAGAGAUUACGAAAGAUGCGCUGGAGAGUGGGCCGAAGAGUUAUCCGCUUAUGCAUACAACUAGUAAGUUGUAGGUCCUUGAGGUCCUUGAAUGAUACGGCUAGUUACCAAGUCCUCGCGAAGCUGGAUCCGAUAUAGACACGCACUUGAAUCAUUCCUCGAUAAUGUAUGCACAUCAAGUUUCCCACCGCCUAGAUAUGUUGUUCUUGCUUUCUACCUUGUGUUUUAUGUUUAUACGGCACAGCACUCAACUCUGGCUUUUGCGAAGGCACUAGAGCAUAACUUCUACAUCAGCCGCCUAACCCGCCUGACAAGUGUGAC
Alternaria rosae is the source of this 1935-nucleotide messenger RNA. Its product is annotated as FMN-dependent dehydrogenase. The record is from RefSeq and is a predicted model, not a curated record. Gene Ontology annotation, molecular function: FMN binding; oxidoreductase activity. The transcript has 3 exons. Bases 372 to 1688 code for a protein of 438 amino acids. Lineage: Eukaryota; Fungi; Ascomycota; Dothideomycetes; Pleosporales; Pleosporaceae.